GGCGGGCGUGGGCGGUGUCCUAGCAGCUUCUGUGGGCGUGACCGGCAUCCUCGGGCUCGUUACCCAUCCGGUGUCCUUAGGAGGUCCUUGGGCGCUGUUGGCACUCAGGGUCGUUCAAGGUGCGGCGCAGGGCCUGAGCUUCCCCGCCAUCUUAAGAAUUCUCGAAGACAUUCCAGAAUCUUCUCGAAACGUCGCUUCUCUCGUGACCUUCUUGGGACCGUACCUGGGGACCUGCCUGGGCGUCGGAUUGGGGAGCCUCGAGGACUGGUACACGGCCACGUACGCCCUGGGUAGCGUGGCCUUGGUGCUUCUGCUGCCGUGCCUCCUGCUGCCGCCCGUCGAGGCCAACGUCCAUCAGAACCUAGCCUGGCGACGAGUGCUAAAAUCCCGCGCAGUAUGGGCGUGUUUGGGCGUGCACGUUGCCAACACGUGGGUCAUGCAUUCCCUACUAGUGGGCGUCCCCUUCUGCCUCACGUACUACCUCCAGCAACCUUGUUACAGAGGCUGGAGCGCCGUAGCUGUCGUGGGCGCCGUCGCUGUCAUCUGUAGGCCCCUCGAGUUCUUAUCUCCUCGACUGGCUGAUAAGGGCCCGCUGUCGGGACUGGAUCGACGAAGGGCUCCUGUGCUGGCAGGCAGUCUCCUGGUAGUGACAGCGGUGAUCCUCAUGGCCACGAUUGGGCUGGAUUCUGCGGGCGUGCUGGUGGGCGUGGCAGCCGGAUGUGCGGGCGUGGGCGUCGGGCUGGUGAGAGUGGGCAACAGGCUUAAUCUCGAGGACUUGGCUCCCCUGCAGCUGUGGCGUCUCGUUCACAUCUUCAACCUGACGGGGAUCCUGACCGCUGCCGUGGUGCCCGUGGUCCUGACGGCGUUCGCGCAGGCCGGUAAGAGCGGAUGGAUGGCGGUAUGGUUGGUACCCCUUACCCUGGUGGUUCCUGCGGCUCUCCUGCACCUUUUCUGCCUCUCCUCCAACGCCCAGUCUUGGGACCAGCCAGUUACGGGUUACGAUGGUCCAGCCGCCCGCCCCGUGAGAGUGUCGACCAUCAGCGUGGCGGGUUGGAAGGCGUGGGUGGGCGUCAUAGCCAAUGGGCACGGCCCGCCCAAGGAGAUCAGGAGGUCCCUGAGGAGUCGGCAGAGUUUCAAGAGCGCCAAGUCGGCUCUUACUUAUAAGACAGCAAUGUCCCGGCCACGGGCGCGCUCUCUCUCCUGCAGGACGGUCGACGACGACUUGGAGGCCGACCUCAAGAGCGUCAUUGAGGAGGCCAGCGUCGAGUGUCGAAGCAUCGCGAUGGAGAGCGAGGUCGAGUGUCGGAGCGUGGCCUCGACCGUCUUCAAGAGCGACUGCGACGACAUGUUCAGCGCCAUCGAAGGGACCGUGGGAGACGUCCAACGGCGCGACCUCCCCCACGCCCUCUAUAACGGCACCUCCCUAGACCGGACGACGGCGUGGCUGAGCUACCACUACUGCGUCGACAUGCCCCAGCGCUCCAUGUCCGUCCCGGGUUUUCCGACGAAGGAGGAGACCCGGAGGAAAAAUGUCGUCUUCGCGUUGGCUUGGUGACGCGGGUGAAGAAGGAAAGAAAGGAGGUCGUGUUCUGGAGUUUGGUUUGGUGACGCGUUAAAAAAGAGAGAAAGGAGGUCGUGUUCUGGAGUUUGGUUUGGUGACGCGAGUGAAAGAAGAGAAAGAGAAGGUCGUGUUCUGGAGUUUGGCUUGGUGACGCGAGUGAAAAAGGAAAGGAUGGCGUGUGUUUUGGAUGGCGUUUUUUUUUUCGUUUUGUUUAAGUUUUGAGUAGCGAGCAAGGAAGAGGCGCUGGAAAGAAAAGGGAACGUCGGAUUUUAUUGGAGUUGGCUUUGGCUUAUGGAAAAGGACGCCGUGUUCACGUCGUUUUGAAUGACGCUGCGAAAGAAGAAUGGAGUUUACGUCGUGUUCUGGAGUUUGACUUACGCUGGUGAAAGAACAUGGAGUUUACGUCGUGUUUUGGAGUUUUGGAAGAAGGACGUCGUGUUUUGGAGUUGGACUGGAGGCGCGGGAAGAAAAACGUCGUGUUUGCUUCCGUUUCUUGGCAACGAGAAGAAAAACAAACGUCGGAUUUACGUCAGUCUCCUUGACGUCGAGGAAGAACGUCGUGCUCGAGUCAGCCUGGAGGCGUAACGUCUCGGACCUAUUUUGGCGACAUCAGAGAAGAACGAAGGUGUAAGGAACGUCAAAGAAGGCCGGAUAAAUCGUAAAU
Molecule: messenger RNA, 2225 nt
Organism: Penaeus vannamei (Pacific white shrimp)
Lineage: Eukaryota; Metazoa; Arthropoda; Malacostraca; Decapoda; Penaeidae
Source: RefSeq, a predicted model, not a curated record